Knipowitschia caucasica is the source of this 2676-nucleotide messenger RNA. The record is from the annotation of a GenBank genome assembly. NCBI's taxonomy places the organism in Eukaryota, Metazoa, Chordata, Actinopteri, Gobiiformes, Gobiidae.
AUGGCGUCGAGCAAGAAGAGUGGUUCGCAAAGAUUUGACAAAAGUGUUAAUGGCAGACGAUCGUCCAAGUUUAAAGAAAGUCCAGUGGUCAUGGACACUAAGGCAGUGUUCGCAGCCCUGUACAGUGUGUGCGAGGAGAAUGCCUCCUUCUUCUCUGGAGGGGCCAAGGGGUCCCAGGGCGAUGCAGCGCGGAGGCUUGUAGAAGUCAUGAAGCUGAUUCAGGAGCACGCUCGCAGCCUGGAACCUGUCAUUAUUGGCUUUUCCUCUGUCUAUCAUCAUUUUGACUUUGAUCCACACAUACCUGCAAACGGUUACCGCUCUCUUGUCAAGGUAGUGAGGUGCUGCCUUCUGCACAUCAUCCACAAGGGGCGCUACAUUACUGUCAAUAGGCGCAGUAUCUUCUUUCGAGCUGCACACAAUGCUGGGGAGAUGGAGGCCUAUUGCAACGCACUCUGCCAGCUGCGUGCCCUGCUGUACCUGGCCCAGCGCAUGCUUCAUGACAACAGCCAUGGCAACCUCUUCUUUCACGACGAAAGUGGCCUUAGUGAGAGCUUUGUUCGAGAGUACGCAUCAAUGCACAAAGGCUGCUUCUACGGCCGCUGUUUGGGCUUUCAGUUCACCCCAGCCAUUCGGCCAUGUCUACAGACCCUUGCUAUUGGGCUUGUAUCAUUUGGCGAAAACUACAAGAAGCACCAGUCUGGAAUAGUGGAGUCAGGAGGUAUUGCACCAUACGGAGUGGCAGCCAGUUCCUUCUUUACCUCUGGGAAGUAUGCAAUCGACCCCGAUUUGAGAGGGGCAGAAUUUGAGCGCAUAACCCAGAACUUGGAUGUUCAUUUUUGGAAGGCCUUCUGGAACAUAACAGAGACUGAGGUCUUAUCUAGUCUGGCCAGUAUGACAUCCACAACUGUCAAGGUGAACCGUGCCCUCUCCGUGCCCCCUAUCCCCUUUGACCUACCCCUGGCGACCAAUCACAGAGUUUCAGUAACCAUCGCUCCUCCGUCUGCACACAUCGGCUCAUCCCCAGUUCAGAUGAGGCUCCUUUCAUACGACCUGCGUGAAGGACAGGACAGUGAGACGUUGCUGUCUUUGUCCCGCUCUGAAGGCGGCGCGCUCUCACUGUCACUCGGCUUGAAGACCAAGAGACUGCCCUCGUCUCCGUGUCUCCUGAUACAUUUUCAUGGUGGAGGUUUUGUCGCUCAGACAUCAAAGUCUCACGAGCCCUAUCUGAAGAGCUGGUCCCAGGACCUGGGUGUGCCCAUCCUCUCUGUGGAUUAUUCUCUGGCCCCUGAGGCUCCUUUCCCACGGGCCUUGGAGGAGUGUUUCUAUGCAUACUGCUGGGCUCUACGAAACCACCAUUUACUGGGGUGGACUGGAGAGAAAGUGUGUCUGGUUGGAGACAGCGCUGGAGGGAACUUGUGUGUGACAGUAUCGAUGCGAGCGGCUGCAUUUGGUGUGCGGAUGCCAGAUGGCAUCGUAGCAGCCUACCCAGCGACCCUGCUGACGGCCUACGCAUCACCCUCCCGUCUGCUCUCACUUAUGGAUCCCCUGCUGCCUCUCAGUGUCCUCUCCAGGUGCCUCAGCGCCUAUGCAGGAAAUGAGCCACAAGCCGAGAAGCAAGUGGAGAAAGCCAGCACUCUGAGCAUAGUGAGGAGAGACACUGCACUGAUGCUCAGAGACUUCCGACAGGGAGCAUCCAACUGGAUCCACUCUCUGCUGGAUUCAAACAAAGCCUCCAUUGACUCCCCUGCGUCUGCCGAGGCCCCUGCGUCUGCCGAGGCCCCUGCGUCUGCCGAGGCCCCUGCAUCUGCUCAGCCAGCAUUCUCUGACUCUGUGAGGAAGAGCAUCUCUGAGGCAGUGAUCUCGUCUCCUCAUGCUGACCCUCCGGUGCCCUCCGAGAACUCAGAAUUCUCAACCAGGAAGUUAUCAGUGAAGAGCCAGACGUGCCAAAACCUGGGGUCCCACAACGGUUGUGUUUCCGAAAGUGCAUUGAGUGUUUCGGAUGAGCCUAUUGUAGACGUUAGUUUUUACCUUUCGAAAGAGGAAGAUCAUUUGAUGGCCGCUGACCUCUCCUCUGUGGCUAUACCACCACCUGCUGGUGAGGAGGGCUCUGAGUCAGAGCACUCACGGGAGUUUCCUCUGGGCUUUGAGCCUCUGCGUUCAGAGCAGCUGGCAGAGAUGAGGCUCGACAGCUCUCCUGUGGUCAAAGAUCCCUUCUGCUCUCCUCUGCUAGCACCAGAUCACAUGCUCAAAGGACUGCCUCCCGUUCACAUAGUCGCCUGUGCUCUGGACCCAAUGCUGGACGACUCUGUGAUGUUCGCCAAGCGCCUGAAGAACAUUCAGCAGCCUGUCACGCUGUGUGUGGUGGAUGACCUGCCGCAUGGUUUCCUCAGCCUCUCGCAGCUCUCCAAGGAGACUCGAGAGGCUGCCAGUGUCUGUGCUGAGCGAAUCCGCGCAGUCUUCACACAAGACACACCCCCAGAGCCACGCAAGCACCGCAAGCUAGAGCGGACCGAUAGGGGUUUCUCUACCUCCUCUGGGGAGUCCAAUGCACUGUUUGUAAACUGUAUUAAUGAAGCGGGGGAGGCCAUGGGGAAAGGAGGGAAAAUGUCUGAUUCAGAGGACUUGGUUGCUGUGGCAACCCAGAACAACACUGAGGAUGGUGGGAUUGGAGCCUAG